UUAAUAAUCCUUCGAACUCUUUCUGUUCCUCAACUCCGGUCGUAUUUUAAUUUCAUACUUUCGCUUUCAUUCACUGUCUCCUCGCCGUCCACCUACCAGAUCUAGCGAUCCGGCUAUCUCCGUCGGCGACAUCGCCCUCUGCCUCGCCGGCGCUUCCAAGUUAUCCUGCACAUUGCCUAGUGACAAAAUUGUGAUGAGAAGUGUAUUUUUCGAUGCAAAGAAAUGCUUCUUAUUUGCAAGCAUGGCAGCUCUACAGGUUGGAAAGAAGGGAUUUUGCAUAUCAAUUGUAAAGUCAAUGUAGUAAGGCUCUGUGGAGGAAAGUACAUAAAGCCUUGGAGGUAGCCAUUUGGUACAAGCAAAGAAUGCCGGUCUUGCGCUCCAGAGCAGCAUCAGGAAGGCCAAUAUGGAUUAUUGUCUUGGUGUCCCUGGUGUGUUUCUCAUUGAUUGUGGCUUACAUCUAUCCACCUCAGAGUUACUCCAACUGUUAUUUCUUUGCCUCAAGCGUUUGUAGCCCGUUCAAGGAUUGGCUUCCUCCAAUAAACCCCCGUGUGCUUACUGAUGAAGAGAUUGCUUCUCGGGUCGUUUUCAAAGACAUCCUGUCCAUGCCACUUGCCAAAGUGAACAUUCCUAAAGUUGCUUUCUUGUUUUUAACUCCAGGUUCAUUGCCUUUUGAAAAGCUAUGGGAGAAAUUUUUUGAGGGCCAUGAGGGUAAAUACUCUAUUUAUGUACAUGCGUCGAGAGAAAAAUCAGUACACAUCAGCCCCAUUUUCAUUGGACGCGACAUUCGUAGUGCGAAGGUGGUUUGGGGAAAAAUUUCUAUGGUUGAUGCUGAGAAAAGACUUUUGGCAAAUGCUUUGCAAGACAUAGAUAAUCAACAAUUUGUGUUACUUUCAGACAGCUGCAUUCCAUUGCAUAGUUUCGAUUAUGUGUACAAUUAUCUAAUGUUGACUAAUGUGAGCUUUAUUGACUGUUUUGAAGAUCCUGGACCACUGGGAACAGGCAGGUAUUCUACACACAUGAUGCCUGAGGUUGAGGAGAACAGCUUCAGGAAGGGUGCACAGUGGUUCUCAGUGAAGAGGCAGCAUGCUUUGUUAAUCUUGGCAGAUAACUUGUAUUACACAAAAUUCAAGCUUUAUUGCAAGCCUGGCAUGGAAGGACGCAAUUGCUAUGCCGAUGAACAUUAUUUGCCAACCCUGUUCUAUAUGAUUGAUCCUGCUGGCAUAGCAAAUUGGUCUGUCACUCAUGUUGAUUGGUCUGAAGGAAAAUGGCAUCCAAAAGCAUAUCAGGCUAAAGAUGUCACCUAUGAGCUCUUGAAGAAUAUUACAUCUAUUGAUGAGAAUUAUCAUGUCACAAGUGAUGAAAAGAAAGUAGAGCAGAUAAAACCUUGCCUAUGGAAUGGAGAGAGGAGACCAUGCUACUUGUUUGCUCGUAAAUUUUACCCUGAAACCCUAAAGAAGCUAUUGCAUUUGCUUCCUAUUUACACUGAAUUAUGAACAAUCCUUGUGGUCAUCAUUCUUUUGGAAGCAUGGACCUUCAUCUUGACUUCCUCAAAUUCAGAUUCAGAAAGAGACAAGAAUGUUAAUUGAGCAGGAUUAUGGUAGCUAGCUACUAUUAUGAUAGUUGCCUUUCUCCCUCAAUCUUUUUUUUUUUUUUUUUUUACUUUUCAAUUGAUGCCAAUCUUAGUUUUUAUAUUUUUAUUUCACCUCUUUAAGUUGAUUUAUGUUUAUUCUUAUUAGAGGUUAUGCAUAAAAGAACAGCAAAUUUUGUCAACCAUUUUAACAUGUAUAAUUUAAUCCCAUUUUUGUAGA
Molecule: messenger RNA, 1808 nt
Organism: Dendrobium catenatum
Lineage: Eukaryota; Viridiplantae; Streptophyta; Magnoliopsida; Asparagales; Orchidaceae
Product: glycosyltransferase BC10
Exons: 11
Coding region: 363-1493 (376 amino acids)
Cellular component (GO): membrane
Molecular function (GO): glycosyltransferase activity
Source: RefSeq, a predicted model, not a curated record